Molecule: messenger RNA, 1803 nt
Organism: Fimicolochytrium jonesii
Lineage: Eukaryota; Fungi; Chytridiomycota; Chytridiomycetes; Spizellomycetales; Powellomycetaceae
Product: pyridoxal phosphate-dependent transferase
Exons: 3
Coding region: 1-1803 (600 amino acids)
Biological process (GO): heme biosynthetic process
Cellular component (GO): mitochondrion
Molecular function (GO): pyridoxal phosphate binding; 5-aminolevulinate synthase activity
Source: RefSeq, a predicted model, not a curated record
AUGGAGGCUCUUCUUUCCAACGUGUCCCGCUCUUGCCCAUUCCUGGCCCGCACUCCCGUGUCGGCCUUGAGGAAGCUGUCCACUCUUUCGGUCACUUCCGGCAGUGCCACCGGCAAGCGUUCUAGCGCCUUGUUCGCCUCCGCCCAGCGAUGCCCCGUCAUGUCCAAGGCGUUGGCUGUUCAGUCCGUCAAGAACAAGGCUCCUACUCCGCCGGCCAACCACCACUCGGUGGGCAAGGGCGCUAAGUCCAUGCACUCGUCUGCUAUCUGCCCUUACGCUGCUGUUGUCGAUGGUUUGUCCAGCGUGCCUGCUCGUACCGCUACUCCGGAAUUCAUCCCUACCAAAUCGGCGGCUGCUCCUGCUCCCGCUCCCGCUGGCAGGUGCCCUGUCCCGCACCAGCAGCACGGAGAAGCUCCUCACGCCAACCAUGCUGAGAGAUUGGCGUCGUUGCCUGCUGCGCGCCCUGCUCAGUCUGCUCAGAAGAAAUUCGAUUACGAGUCUUUCUACCAGACUGAGCUCGAGAAAAAGCACAAGGAUAAGAGUUACCGGUACUUUAACAACAUCAACAGGUUGGCUCAGAAGUUUCCUACAGCACACACUGGAACUGGUGAACAUGUCACUGUUUGGUGCUCAAACGAUUACUUGGGAAUGAGCAAGCAUCCUGAAGUCAUUGACGUUAUGAAGGCGACACUUGACAAAUAUGGUGCUGGAGCGGGCGGAACCCGGAACAUUGCCGGCAAUGCCCAGCUUCACUUGAGCUUAGAGCACGAGCUUGCGGAUCUUCACAAGAAAUCGGGUGCUCUCGUGUUCUCCUCAUGCUUUGUGGCAAACGAUGCCACUCUCUCGACAUUGGCCGGCAAAAUGCCCGGGUGUGUCAUCUUCUCCGACUCGUCAAACCACGCCUCCAUGAUUCAGGGUAUCCGCAACUCGCGUGCCGCCAAAAAGAUUUUCCGUCACAACGACGUGGCUCACCUGGAGUCUCUCCUCCAAUCGGUGGACAUCAACACGCCCAAAAUCAUCGCCUUUGAAUCUGUCUACUCCAUGUGCGGAUCCAUUGGCCCGAUCAAGGAGAUUGCUGCCCUGGCGAAAAAGUACAAUGCCAUCACCUUCUUGGAUGAAGUUCACGCAGUUGGCAUGUACGGCUCGCGCGGUGCUGGUGUUGCCGAGUAUAUUGAUGCCAUGGACGAUAUUGAUAUCAUCACUGGAACGCUUGGCAAGGCUUAUGGAGUUGUUGGAGGAUAUAUCGCCGGCUCCGCGCCCCUUGUCGAUAUGAUCCGCAGCUACGCCCCCGGCUUCAUCUUUACCACCUCCCUCCCCCCCGUCGUCGUCGCCGGCGCCCUCACCUCCAUCCGCUAUCUGAAACAAUCCCGUGCCGAACGCACCGGCCAACAACUCAACACCCGCGCCCUCAAAGCCCGCCUCGGCCACCUCGGCAUCCCAGUCGUCCCCAACCCUUCCCACAUCGUCCCCGUCCUCGUCGGCGACGCCGAGACCGCUAAAUCUAUUUCGGAUGAGUUACUCUACAAACACAAGAUUUACGUGCAGAGUAUCAAUUACCCCACCGUGUCCGUCGGCGAGGAACGUUUGCGUAUCACGCCCACACCCGGACAUGGCCCCGAGCUCAUGGAUGUGCUUGUGGAUGCGCUCGAGGGCAUCUGGAAGGAACGUGGAUUGAGGAAGGAGCAGGAUUGGGAGGCCGUUGGUGGACGCGCUGGAGUGGGGAUGGGAUAUGGCGUGGAGCAGUUGGUUGUGGAGAAGGAUUUGAGGAUCGAUGAGCAGAUGGCGGUGGCUGCUUCUGCUUAG